Messenger RNA from Nelumbo nucifera (sacred lotus), 1457 nucleotides. Its product is annotated as coiled-coil protein. The record is from RefSeq and is a predicted model, not a curated record. Lineage: Eukaryota; Viridiplantae; Streptophyta; Magnoliopsida; Proteales; Nelumbonaceae.
UCUUCUAACUGCCAAGUACCAAGAAAUUUCAGUUCCGAGAGACAGAGCAGGCGACAGAGCGAGAAAUGGAAGGAGUCGAGAAGUGGAGUGAUUCUGUGGAAAAUCUCCUCGAUGAAGGAGACAUUGACGGAGCGAUUUCUCUACUCGAAUCAGUGAUUUUGAAGACCCAAAUUGGGAGUUCUUCGCCCUCUUCGAAUCUGCAAUUGGCCACGGCUCUCAGCGACUUGGCCAAACUAUACUCGUCAAAGGGUUUCUCCUUGAAAGCUGACGAGAUUCAAACAAAGGCUUUUCUAAUCAAGCAAAGAGCUCAAGUGAUUCAUUCGGCAGGGGAUUCUAGUGCUGUUACUAAGAAAGAGUUGGAGGACAAUACGGUCUCCUCUGUUGAUAAUGAUAACUCGUCUUGCAAUGCUUCAGACUGCAACCCACCACCUGAUGAAGACGAUGAUUGGGAAGCUUUAGCAGAUCGUGCACCAAAUGAGUUAUUUCCUCCACAACAUAAAGCAGUAUGUGAAAAUGAUACGGAUUGGGAAGCUGUUGCUGAUUGUGCACCAAGCAAGUUAUUUUCUCCACAACAUGAGGCAGGUGGAUCACAUAUCCCAUUUGAAGAUGCCAAAUCUCAAACUCCUAAACGUCGUGGGAGGGGAACUUUCUUGUACAUGAAAAAUAGCUUAUACAGUGAUGAACAACGUGAUGUUGCAACAAUCUCAGAGGACAAUUUUACUUCCCAUGGUUCAGAAGGAGAUGCAAAACUAAGAGAUUCAAGUUUUGGUACGAGUCAUGUUCUUGUUCUGGAAGAUUUUCCACCAAGUACUAGGACGGUAGAGUUGGAGAAAAUUUUUCUGCACUUUAGGGAUCAAGAUUUUGUGAUUCGCUGGGUUAAUGAUACUGUUGCCCUUGCAGUAUUUCGAACACCAUCCAUUGUUUCUUUUGCAGCACGUGAGGCUCAUAAAAGUAUCAACUGUCCAUUCACAGUUCGUGAACUCAAUGAGGAUGAUAGACUGUUGACCUCAAUUUCAAUGAGGGAUCUAGAACCUCCUUAUCCGAGACCAAAGACAGAUACAAGAACUGCUCAGAGGCUGAUUGCUCAAGGAAUUGGACAAAAGCUGUUGACAACCUUUGGGUCAAGUGAGUUGGGGAAACAAGAGGAAGCCAGGAGGGACCGCAUAGUUACAAGGCAAAACUUGAGAGAUGUAGCAUGGGGUUCUGACUAAACCUAAGACCAUGUUACAUAUCUGAGUCUUCUCAUACCCAAGGUUCAUAUUUCACAUUUUUUUUUCUGUUCAAUACUGCCUCAGAUAGGUCCUUAAACAAUUUGUAAGAUUGUGCUGUGAUGUCAAUCACUGUGAAUUUAUAUGAUCUGCAGUUCUAUGCCAUCUAUAAUUGGUGUUCAUUGUGUAUUGAAAUUGUUCAUUACUUGAAGAGAAUAUGAUGAAUUACCAGUUUCAUUAGUUCUUUAA